AUGGAUAAUUUCUCCGAGGAUAGAAAGCGAGUUCACGACGAGUUAGACGAUGACUCGUUGGCCGAUUCUGCCGAGUCCAAGCUUAGAAGACUCAACUCAUCGGAUUUGAGAAUUGGGAAGCCAUGCACUAAGGAGGAUUUCAAUGUUGUCCAAGGUUCAUCUGCUAUUGCUGGUGAUUUGAAUAUUGAUGAUUUGGUGGAAUCUGAGGAGAUUCAGGAUGAGUUGUUACUCAAUAUUCUUGAAGAUUCAGACGUGGUAGCGGAGCGAGAUGAGAGUGCUAUUGAAGGUCUUGAACUUGAUUCGUUUAUUAAAAGCUUUGAGGAAGAGAUUCAAGGCGUCCCCUCGUCGGUGGAUGAUCAGAAUAAUAAUAAUGAAACCCCUCAAGCGGAACUCGGGUAUUUAUUUGGGGCGUCGGAUGAUGAGUUAGGGUUACCGCCGAGUGGAGGUUUGAGUAGUACUACGGAAGGGAAGAAGAUGGAGGCCAUUGAUUUUAUGCCUCCUGCUUCUUCUUGUUCUCCUGAUGUGUUCGAGUUGGAAGGAAAGUUGGGGUUUGAUGAUGACAUUCCGUGUUACGACUCGUUCGAGUUGGGAAUGGGGAUUGGUUCCGGUGCGGCGGUGGCGGAGGACAAUGGGUUGGGCGGUGGAGAGUUUGUUGCAUUGGGUGGUUUGUUUGAUUAUUCCGACGUGCUGUUUCGGCCGGAGUCUUUACCGGCUUUGUAG
Messenger RNA from Cucumis sativus (cucumber), 720 nucleotides. RefSeq lists its product as uncharacterized. The record is from RefSeq and is a predicted model, not a curated record. The transcript has a single exon. The coding region runs from base 1 to 720 and encodes 239 amino acids. NCBI's taxonomy places the organism in Eukaryota, Viridiplantae, Streptophyta, Magnoliopsida, Cucurbitales, Cucurbitaceae.